AUGGAUGAAAAGGUUGAAAUGCUUGAAGCAAAGGUGCGACAUAUGAAAGAGCAGAAUCGUACUCUACGAAUGAUGCUGGAAACUAUGAGCAGAAAAUGGCAGAAGCUUCAACUUCAUGUUCAAGAGAUCAACAAUGCACAAGGUUGUCGCCAAAGUUUUUCCACAGCACAAAAGCCAUCGCGAAUCUUUGUUAAAACCCACCCCAAUGACAAUAGUGUGAUGGUAAAAGAUGGUUACCGGUGGAAGAAGUAUGGGCAGAAGAAAACUACUAAAGACAAUCCUUCACCCAGAGCUUAUUACAAGUGCGCGUUGGCUCCUACAUGCCCCGUUAAGAAAAAGGUGCAAAUAAGCAUACAGGAUAAGUCUAUCAUAGUCGCAACUUACGAAGGAAAGCAUAACCACGGUUUUGCUUCUCGUGAUUUAUUGAAGCCAUCAUCAUCGUCUACACCCGAAGUCUCGACAAUAAUGAAUAACGAUUUACCUAUGACAAACAUGUCGAACAACAUCAACAUCGACCUUUGUCUAUGGAAUCGUGUAACACUUUGUGAUGACGAUAAACAGCAUAAGGACGGUGGCACUCACAUUAAAGUUCAGGAAUGUGUUACUUCUCUGCUAAAAGAUCCUAACUUUAUCGCAUCUUUUGCUGAAGCCGUUAUUCUCUCCAUCAAUACUCAGAAUAAGCAAGUGGGUCUUAACCUCAGUUUGGGUCUUCCUCAACCACAUUUCUUUAAGUAA
This is a messenger RNA of Vigna unguiculata (cowpea), 735 nucleotides long. Its product is annotated as putative WRKY transcription factor 40. The record is from RefSeq and is a predicted model, not a curated record. Gene Ontology annotation, molecular function: DNA-binding transcription factor activity; sequence-specific DNA binding. Lineage: Eukaryota; Viridiplantae; Streptophyta; Magnoliopsida; Fabales; Fabaceae. Gene Ontology annotation, biological process: regulation of DNA-templated transcription.